This is a messenger RNA of Lotus japonicus, 943 nucleotides long. Its product is annotated as protein AE7-like 1. Bases 115 to 570 code for a protein of 151 amino acids. The transcript is spliced from 5 exons. NCBI's taxonomy places the organism in Eukaryota, Viridiplantae, Streptophyta, Magnoliopsida, Fabales, Fabaceae. The record is from RefSeq and is a predicted model, not a curated record. Gene Ontology annotation, biological process: iron-sulfur cluster assembly.
AUGCACAGAGCAGAACAAGUGAACUGAUAAGGACAGAAGUAGAUGACUGACAUUCACAUGAUUGAGCCGGCAAAAGUGGAUGAGUGAAGAAGUGGAAACCGAAACGAAAAAGCGAUGACGUUGGGUCUGAUCAAUGCGAACCCCGUUGUUCACGCCAAGAAAGAGAGAAUCCCUCGCUCCGCCGCCGAUGAUGCCGUCGAUCCCCUCGAUAUUUAUGAUUUCGUGAGGGAUAUUAGGGAUCCUGAACAUCCUUAUUCCUUGGAACAGCUUAGUGUUCUUUCUGAGAAAUCAAUCACUGUCGAUGACAAAUUGGCCAGGAUUCUGAUAACUUUUACGCCGACGGUUCAGCACUGCAGCAUGGCGACGGUUAUUGGUCUUUGUCUCAGGGUUAAACUAAAGCACUACUUCCCUCCUCAUUACAAAGUGGACAUCAAAGUGUCUCCAGGAUCUCAUGCUGAUGAAGAAUCAGUCAAUAAGCAAUUAAAUGAUAAAGAAAGAAUUGCUGCUGCCUUGGAGAAUCCCAACCUCCGCCAGCUUGUCGAUGAGUGUCUCUCCUCCAAUGAACUGUGAACUGGCACACAUGCCUGCAUAGUAACUAUUGUAAAGGACAUUUGCCGCUGAUGAAUGGAAUAAAAAGUAGUCAUUGUCUUUAGAAAUCAGUCCAAAGGGGUUUACCUUUUGAGGAGAUUUAGCUCUUUGAUUUUAACAGGAUGUUUUUGCCCCUCCUCUUCCCAGCCUCACAGUGAUUAAGGUGUGGUAUGUAUGUAUGUAAAUUAAGUCAUCAUGUCAGUUUUUUUGCCUCUUAAGUACAGUGUUAGUAUUUUUACUGGCUAACGCAGCUAUCACAUACUCAGUUCAUACCAAGCUGUUUAUAAUCUGUUCAGGUGGAAAGUAAGCAACUAAACAUUAUGCCUUUUAGAUGUGACAACUAAACAUUAAGUCA